Aethalodelphis obliquidens (Pacific white-sided dolphin) is the source of this 8618-nucleotide messenger RNA. RefSeq names its product DENN domain containing 1B (gene DENND1B). Gene Ontology annotation, biological process: endocytic recycling; endocytosis; T cell receptor signaling pathway. Lineage: Eukaryota; Metazoa; Chordata; Mammalia; Artiodactyla; Delphinidae. Gene Ontology annotation, cellular component: intracellular membrane-bounded organelle; nuclear speck; cytosol. The transcript has 24 exons. The record is from RefSeq and is a predicted model, not a curated record. Gene Ontology annotation, molecular function: phosphatidylinositol phosphate binding; guanyl-nucleotide exchange factor activity. Bases 425 to 2812 code for a protein of 795 amino acids.
GGCUGCAGCCCUGACGCCCCGAGCCUGGGCCGGCCCCGGGGAGGCAGCCGGCCGGUCCGGCGCUCAGGACGCGGGGCACUUGCAGUCUGGCCUAACAGCGGCCCGCGGGCCACCGGGCAGGCCCCUAGGGGGGCCCCCAGACGCCCGCCCACGGCCCGGUCCCCCGCCCCCCCGCGGGGGCCAGCGGGCCGUGCGGCCCAGGUGAGGCGGUCCGGCUGCGGCCCCGCCCGCCGACUUCCUGGUUCGCUGAAGGUGCAGGCAGCUUGAGGCCGGCGCGAGGGGGCGGCGGGGGCGGCGGCCGCGCGGUCACCCGGACGUGGGGGCGGGGCGGGCGCAGCUCCACCGCCGGGCCGCGGCCGCCGGGCUCUGAGCGGCCGUUCCCGCGGCGGCCGGCGGGGCGGGGCGGCCCCCGCGACAUGCAGCCAUGGACUGCAGGACCAAGGAAAAUCCAGAAAGAACCUUUGACUUGGUAUUGAGAGUGAAAUGUCAUGCCUCAGAAGAUGAAGAUCCGGAGGUAUUGUGGAAGUUCCCAGAGGACUUUGCAGACCAGGAAGUACUACAGACUGUGCCAAAGUUCUGUUUCCCCUUUGACGUUGAAAGAGUGUCUCAGAAUCAAGUCGGACAGCACUUUGCCUUUGUACUGACAGACAUUGAAAGUAAACAGAGGUUUGGAUUCUGCCGACUCACAUCGGGAGGGAAAAUCUGCUUAUGCAUCCUCAGUUACCUGCCAUGGUUUGAAGUAUAUUACAAGCUUCUAAAUACUCUGGCAGACUACUUGGCUAAGGAACUGGAAGAUGAUUUGAAUGAAACUCUCAAAUCACUCUAUAACCAGCCAGUACCAAAGGCAAACACUCCUGUCAAUUUGAGUGUGAACCAAGAAAUAUUUAUUGCCAGUGAGCAAGUUCUGAAAGAUCAGCCCUCCCUAGCACGGCAUUCCUACUUCAUUGCCCCUGAUGUAACUGGACUCCCAACAAUACCGGAGAGUAGGAACCUCACGGAGUACUUUGUGGCUGUGGACGUGAACAACAUGCUGCAGCUCUACGCCAGCAUGCUGCACGAGAGGCGCAUCAUCAUCACCUCCGGCAAACUCAGCACCUUAACCGCCUGUCUCCAUGGAUCGGUCGCCCUGCUCUACCCGAUGUACUGGCAGCACAUCUACAUCCCAGCGCUCCCUCCUCAUCUGCUGGACUACUGCUGUGCCCCAAUGCCAUACCUGAUCGGAAUACACUCCAGCCUCAUAGAGAGAGUGAAAAAUAAAUCAUUGGAGGAUGUGGUUAUGUUAAAUGUUGACACAAACACUUUAGAAUCACCAUUUAAUGACUUGAGCAGCCUACCGAGUGACGUGGUCUCAGCCCUGAAAAAUAAACUGAAGAAGCAGUCUACAGCUACGGGGGACGGAGUGGCUAGGGCCUUCCUGAGGGCUCAGGCUGCUUUGUUCGGAUCCUACAGAGAUGCACUGAGAUACAAACCUGGUGAGCCCAUCACGUUCUGUGAGGAGAGUUUCGUCAAGCACCGCUCAAGUCUGAUGAAACAUUUUUUAGAAACCGCAGUUAACCUCCAGCUUUUUAAGCAGUUUAUCGAUGGUCGACUGGCAAAACUAAAUGCAGGAAAGGGUUUCUCUGAUGUAUUUGAAGAAGAGAUCACUUCAGGUGGCUUUUGUGGAGGGAACUCGAGGUCAUAUCAGCAAUGGGUGCAUACAGUCAAGAAAGGAGGUGCACUACUCAACACAGCAAUGACCAAAGCAACCCCCGCUGUGCGAACAGCGUAUAAAUUUGCAAAGAAUCAUGCAAAGCAGGGAAUAAAGGAAGUGAAGAGUAAGCUGAGACACAAGGAAAAUGAGGACGAUUAUGGGACUUGUUCUGGUUCUGUACAAUAUACGCCCGUCUACACGCUACGCAGUGAAAAGGGAAGAAACCUAGCAAGGCGUAAGCUUGCCCAGAUUUAUUGCCACAGAUGGCUAUGUCAUUCAUCACAAAGUCUUGAAACAAAAACAAAGCCGCGCCUAAGAAGGACUCUUCAGAGCCUGGAUGGUGUUCUGUGCGCUGACAAUGAUGAGGACGCAGAAAGAGCUAGCAAGUUGUCCUCUGAAGACGGAGAAGAAGCGUCUGCUUAUUUCUACGAAAGUGACGACUCUCUUGAAACCAGAGCACAGGCCCCUUCCUCGGGUGAGAUGGACUUGCUGGGCGAGAUCCUGGACACGCUGAGCACGCACAGCCAGGACCAGGGGAAGCUGGCGGCGGCCAGGAGCCUGGACUUCUUUAGGUCGAUGGACGACAUUGAUUACAAGCCCACGAAUAAAUCCAACACGCCCAGUGAGAACAACCUGGCCCUGCUUUGCGGUGGUUCCGGUGACCAAGCUGAGUGGCACCUGGGGCAGGACGACAGUGCCCUCCACGGCAGGCAGCUCCCGCCCUCGCCCAGGAAGCGGGUGGCCUCCAGCGCGGGAACGGACUCCCUGUCCAUCCUCAAAGAGGAGAACGGUGAGCGACGCCUCGGCGUUGGUGCCGCGAGCCGGCCCACAGAGCUGGGAGAGCCGGACCCCGCUCCAGGACUGGGUUUGCCGCUGGCUUCGCCCGGAGCUUCCCAAACAGAGAAGAAAGAAACACUAAGCCAGACUCCGGGUGAUCCGCUGGUACCCAGCCUUGGGCGCCGUCCGUCUUUUGUUCCUUGGGAGAAAGAAGGGAAAGGAGCCAAAGAGACUUCAGAAGGUUCUGGACUGCUUCAGGAGGUGGUGUCGUUAUGCCACGUAACAUCUGCCUUCCAGCAAGACUUAAACAUCUCAGAAGGAAAAGCAAGUGGAAACCAAGCUUAAAUCAACAAAUGAAGAGUCCGUCGCUUGCAUCCAAGCUUCUACGGAGACAUUUUAGGAGUCCCUGUGCCCUAUCAUAAACAAGGAUUGGUAGAAAAGACAACUCUUCCUACCGUCUAAACAUUGUUUUUCAUUUGGGACAUUUCUCCCACUCGUCUGUCUCGUGGUAUAUAGAUUUAUCCACUGAUUUUUAAAUGUAAAGCUAACUCUUCUACUGUGCUCUUAAAUCAGGUACUAGCUUGUAUGUAUGUUGAAAGUAUAUAUUGAACAUAUGAUUUCCCAGGAUUUGGUGCUUAACGCCACUUAUUUUAUUUAAACGAAGUAUACAUCUAACCCUUGCACAUAACCAGUAGCUACUGUACCAACCUGGUUGAGCGUGAACUGGCCAAGAUACCAAAACCUAUCAGAACUAGCCUGAAACUGUUGACCAACUAAUUGCCUUAAUCUUAAGCCUAUAUUAAGCAUACUUACAUAAUUUAUGGAAUUGCAGGUAAAUUUUGAAAGAUAAGUUAUAAGUGUUCUGCAGAGCAAUAAUGCCUUUUUCUAUUCAUCAAAUCAAGGACAAAAUUCAUUUUUUCAAAGUUAAAAAGCUCUCUUCUGGACACUGCAGCCAUGUUUUCCAAAAGGUAUAAAGGUUCGCAUUUACCUUACAUGUCACUCAGCGAAAUAUAUGAAGUGCUGGAUUACAAUGUGAAAUUAAUGACUUCUGUUUACAAAUGACACUUUAAGUUUUUUCACAGUCUUUCUGUAUGACUUUGCUAAAGUAGGAGUCACCCCCAGGAAGCCAAAUGUGACAUAAACUGUCCUGAUAAAAAAGUGUUCCUAUCUGUUUUUCCCUUAACUAAUAAUUCUCUACCAGAAUGCUUCAUAUCAUCUCAGAUGGACUUCUUAAAAUAAUUGACAUUAUAUUUUGGAAGUUUCAAAUUUAUACAAACCAUGUGGAGAAAGUACAGUGUCCCCAUGUCUCCCUACUCAGUUUCUGCUGUUUUUCAUGUCCUAUGAUGUCAGUGCAGUACGUCUUCACAAUUCAUGAACCAUGCUCCAUGCACAUUUCCUUAGUUUUUCCCUCCCAUCCUUCUUCUGUCCCAGAAUCCCACCCAGGGACCACAUCACACUUGGCUGCCACAGCUCCGUAGGCUCCUCUUGGCUGUGACCCGCUCUCAGACUUCCCUGGUUUUUGACGACCUUGACAGUUUUCAGGAGGACUGGGCAGAUAUAGAUAUGCUGUAGGAUGCCCCUCUGCUGGAACUUGUCUGGUGUUUUUCUCAUGAUUGAUUGAUUGAUUGUAACGGGACGGUUGGGUUUUGGGGAGGGGGUUACAGAAGAAAAGUGCCGUCUUCAUCAUUACAUCUUAUCAGGGGUCCAUGCUGUGCACAUGAUUUGUGAAUGUCGAUGUUGGCCUUGGUCACCAGGCUGAGGUGGCGUUUGUGGGGUUCCUCCCCUGUAAAGCCGUUCCUUCCCCUGCCGCUCCUACUGCCGUCUUCAGGAGGAAGUCGCCGUGUGCCGCCCACACUGAGGCUUGGGGCUCGUGCUUCCUCUCUGUGAGGGCACGGAAUCCACGUAAAUUACUUGGAAUUCUUCUACAUGGGACAUCGUCUCCUGUCUCUCAAAUUCACUUUCACGCUUUGAAGUUCACCUGAGAAGGAAUCGUGCAUUGACUGCUUGAUGAUUGGCUAGAUAGACAGGAAUAAUCAGGAAAAAAACCCAGUGAUGCUAUGGUUCAUUUGUUGUUAGUAUGUUCAAUAUAUAUACUCUAUACGUCCCCACUCAUGAUUUUUGUUUACAUUAUCAUUUUAGGAAAGGUGUUUGAGAACCCAUUCAAGAACCCUCAUCAAGACUGUGCUCUAAAAUAUUUACUGAAAUCAUAAUUUAAUUUUCAAUUAAAAUCCUGGAAGGGGGUUUGUUAAAAACAUUGCGUAAAAUACUCAUUCAGGUCAGUCUUUAAAUAAUUUAAAGAAAAUGACCAAGUUUUACUUUUCUAAAGUGCAUUUCAAACUCUCAAUGGAUAUAUUUUGGGAGGACAAUUAUUCAUUCAUGUUUAUGAAGGAAAACAAGGAAGACCUUGUUUUCCAUAUAAGGAUAGAUUCUGUAUGUAUUAAGGAAAACGGUGUUUAAUCCUUUUUUAAAUUUAAUCCUUUUUUUUAAACACAAAAGAUUCAAGGUUCCUGUCAAAUUUUGCUUUUAUAUACUCGUUACAAAAUUCCAUUUUAUUUAAUUGAAAGAUAUAAAAAAGUCCAUUUAUCAGAAGAGCUAUUUUAAAUAAGAAGGAAAAACUGUCCCUCUGGUCGUUAAUCUGCUGGGCAAAUAUUCUUCAUAAUUUUUGAAAAGAAUGUAAAGCAGCCCUUUAAUGUGACUAUUGGAAUGAGGUAUUUUUCCUUCAGAAUUCACUGUCUGGAGAAUGGGAUCACUGUGAGUGUAGCACAGGCACAAUUUGGGUUUUGAUCCAUUUGCUUGAUAAGUUUCAAGGCCUCAGACACGUGAGUUUUUUUCCUGUCUUUUGGUCCCCUCACCAGAUGUCUGACUGCACUGCUGUGUGUGGUGAGGGUGUUCAUCCACUGACAAGUCACAUUUGUGUCAAGAUAUUUUAAACUGAAUUUGUGCCUUAUUUUAACAUACAAAAUCAGCUCUUAUAUUCCAUGUUAGAAACAAAAGCAAAACCCCUGCAUGUUAUUCUUGGAAAAAAUCCAAAAGACUAGGAGCAAGUAUUCAUAUUUCAAACCGUUAACAUUUUAAGUAUUCAAAGUCUGCUCUGAAACUAGACUUCCCAGUAUUAUGGUGGCUGUAGAGAGAAUGAAGUGACAUUGAGGCGAGUUCUGAAAUAAAAGUAUUUUUCCUACUAUCUUCACAUUUUCUAUUAUAACUAAACCAAAUAUGUGUAAACUCUCCUGCUGUUUGAAUUCUUUUUUUUUUUUUUUUUUACCCCCAAGGAGCAACACCUGUUCUACAACAGAAUUGUAUAAACAAAUCAGACCUUUGGCUCUGAGGUCCAGUCUUUAUGUGACCUCUAGACAAAGUCACAAUUCUCCCCAAAUCCCACUCUAGUUAUUAUCCUUUUGCCCUUGGGUAUUGCAUCCAUGGUAUUUCAGGGGGAUAGAAGAGUCGUGUGUGAAUUUAGGGGCUCUUGUUUUGUUAAGUGAGACUGUGUUAAGUGGUAUAUUUUGAUGGCUACCUACUUUAGCAUAUUUUAGAAAGGCACCAAAAUAUAGCAUGAGUACUUUUCUGAUUAAAAAUUAAAAACUCAUUUAGGAACUAUUUAUCAGCUGUUUGUACUGGUCAUACACAAGGUACAGUAACUGUGGACAUAGGGAAAUAAAAGAAUUGGCCUAGUCCCUGCUGUGCAGGAACUAAUUAAAAGGAAAAGGAAUUGUAAAUCCCUGUUAACAAUAAUAACGAUAAUGUAUUUUGCUUAGAAGUUAUUCAGCCAAGAUUCUAUCACCAAAAAAAGGCCUUUUAAAGCUGCUUAAUAUAAAACAUGCUCUAAGUACAGAACCAUUGUACCAUUUCUAAUUUGAUUAACUUUCUCUACUGUUAUACGAAGUACAGUAAUGCUGCUACCUAGGAUACCUACUUUUAAAGGCCAGAUUCAGAGGCUCUUAGAAACUAAGUGUUCUUGUUUACCUGACUGUCCACCACCACUCUGCUCUCCUAUCACCAGGCAGCGAGGCUCUGAUGAAACCAUGUCCCUUUGCACUACUUAGGGCCACGUCACUCGAAUCAGGAUUAACUGAGCAUGCAGAUGCAUGUUGAUGGGAUCUCGUUUUACUGUCUUUACCUUGAUGAUAGCAUUCUCUAGAAACAGCCUCCCCUCACACACACACAUACACUUUUAAACUAAAACUGUCUGUGACAGUGCUGUUGUGAGGAGUUCGUGCUCAUAUACUAAUAAACAGGACCCAGGAAUGCUAAUGAAUUCAUCGUUUCUGAAGUAAGGUGAAGUAGACUGCUGAUAAAGAGGACAAAACUGUGACUAUUCUCAUAAUUAGUAGAUCUUCUUUUCUAGAAAAUGUGAAUUUUCAGGAAAAGAUUAUUUUCAUGAAUAAAUUUUCUAAUCUGAAUUCCAUUUUGUUUAGCAUACAAUAUCCUGAUUCUGGGUAGAUAUUUGUAUAUCAGAAUAUAAAUUGCAGAAUGUAAAAUGAACACCCAAACCUAAUUCCCCCAGACCACUUCUUAAUAUAUGAAAUGCUUUCUACAAACUGUCAGUAUUGACGUCUUUCCUCUGUCGAGCCCAGGAAUCUGUUAGUGUGUGUUUCUUAAAUCUUGUUUAAGAGGCAGAGUUGUUUUGAGCAAAUCAGUUAACCUUGUGAUUUGGUCAAGGUAGGGAAUUAUGUGUAUUUAGAAAGAAGCAUGUUUUAUUUUGAAAAUAAUAGGAUUUUGUGCAAUAUUUUUUCUUGCAUAAUUUAGUUCAUAUAAAUACAUCUGCUUUUCUAGCAGAUGCCUUAAGGUCAUGUUUUUCAGUAUUUGUGUAAAACUGUAUGUAGCAACAUUCCAUGUGAUUUUAGAGAAAACAUAUUCUUUAUACCGUUGGCAGGAGAAAUGUUUUUAUUUAAAAUAAUUAUGAAUAUUGCAUUAAUAUAUCAUAACUAACUGCCUCAGCAACAAUAAAUAUGCAACAAGAAAAUUCUGAAUCUUAGAUUACUAUUGACAAUACUGUUACUUUAAGAGAAAUGUGUAUAGUGCAAAAUGCUGAUUCUUCAUGUGUACAUUUAACAAAUAGUUCUGUACCACAUAAAUCUAGAUGGCAUUUCUAUGGUGAUGACAAAACAUAUGUCAACUGUAAUAUCCUUUGUGAUGAAUCUUUGGUAAGAUUUAUAAAGGGCAUUGCCAAUACUUUUUGACUGUGUAAAUUAAGUUAAUUUUUGUAUAAUGUACAGUUUGUUUAACCUUAGAGCUUCUAUAGAUUUCUACUUUUGUUAUACUUGAAUGAGGCAGAAGCACUGUGGAAAAUCUGUAGCUCUGGAGGUGAUAUGCAAACAUACCAAAAAAAUAAAACAAGGUACUGAGCAGCGAACUUAACCAGAUGCUUUCUAUCCAGAAAGCUAUGUUUUUUCAAACCAUACUUAAGUGAAGGAAUUUAAAAUAUACAAUCUUUUAUCUUAAAAGAUUGCCAAGUCACAAAUGAUUACCUCUUUGAUAUGAUAAAUCUCUGAGUCUCUUCGUCUCUGUGUUACUUCAUGUUUCGGAAGAGAGCCUUGUUGAGGUACAUUGACAAAUCUGCCCUUUGGUUGAUUAUGUGACUUUUAGGACAGCCCAGAAUUAGACUCUGCAUCCUAAAUGCACCAUGUGUGUUGAGUCACCAUCCUUCACAUAGUCUAGUUUCCAUGUGGUUAUCUGGAGAACCUUUAAUAAUCAUAUACCAAAAAUGAGAUUUCUUAAAUCUGUCAUGAUUCAGUACUUAGAGCAAUGCCUAAAACAACAAGUAUGAACUGCCUAAAACCUACAGUUUAAAAUGCAUAAAGCUUUUUUACACAAAAGGUACAUGAGAGGUUAAAAACUGAACUUUCCCAAAGCUUAUUUCUCUUUCUUUAAAUGAAUAACUAUUUGGAAGGACUGAAAAACUCGAGCUUUUUGCUAGCCAUGGUGACUGGUAUCCAUACACACCUUCCCAGCAUCAAGAUGUGCGUCAUUGUUCUUGCAUCCUUGAGGCUACAGGAUAAGAGUCAUCUCUAAAGCUGACUACUAUUGGGAGGACUUUGUAAAAGUAUUGUUUGGGGAAUUUUAAAAACUAUAUGCAAAAGUAAAUAUUGGAUGAAUGACACAUUACCAUAAAGUGCCCAACGAUGCAGGUUUAAAAUAAAGUUGGUCAUAAUCA